AUGGGACGUCCUCAGAAGAAAAUCAUCCGGAUUCCUCGCACCCUUGUACAAUGGCCCUUCCCUCGUAGGAUUAACCCCCACUAUCAGGAGGCGAAGUAUGCGUCGCAGUCCUGGAUCGAGAGUUUCCGUGCCUUCGAGCCGAGGGCUCAGGAUGCCUUCAACCGUUGCGACUUCGCCCACCUCAGAGUCGGGUGCGACUUGAUCAACUUAUUCUUCGUCGUGGACGAGUUCUCCGACUUGCAAUCUGCGGAUGUGGUCCGCAGUCAAGUAGACAUUGUUCUGGAUGCCCUGCGCAACCCACACAAGCCUCGCCCCGCAGGCGAAUGGGUUGGCGGAGAAAUCACUCGGCAAUUUUGGGAACGUGCAAUCGUCGAUGCGAGCGAUGUGAUGCAGCGCCGUUUCCUGAAAAGCUUUGGCGACUACCUCGAAUCCGUCGUUGAUCAAGCCCGCGACAGAGACUGUCGGCACGUUCGCGACAUUGACGGAUACAUGGAGGUCCGGCGCAAGAACAUCGGUUGCAGACCCUUGCUUGCUCUCAUGCUCCUUGAAGAGGACAUACCGGAGGAAAUCUUCGACCUUCCGCUUAUCGAAGAGAUGACUCGCAUCGCAAUCGACGUGAUCACUCUGUCUAACGACAUGUACUCCUACAACCGGGAGCAGUCUCAGGAUGACGCCGAUCACAACUUCGUGACCGUCGUGAUGCAUAGCGUGGGCAUGAACCUUGCCCGAGCCAUGGCCUUUACUGGCCGGCGUCACGAGCAGCUCGCGGCGGAGUUCGUGAAGCUCUGGGAAGACUCGAAGAAUGACCCCGCGUGCAUGCAGCCGAGUGUCCAACGCUACAUCGAGAGCAUCGGCAACCUCGUCCGCACUAACGACCAAUGGAGCUUCGAAAGUCAGCGUUACUUUGGCCGUCACGGGCUCGAGGUGAAGCGCACUCGUAUCGUACCCCUCUUGGAGAAGCGCCCUGCUGUCAAAGAGCAUUGAGGGUGUUCACCACCUAUCCAUUACUUGAUUUAUUCAUGGACCAGUCACUCCUUCUCUAGAUUUUUUAUACUGCAGCUUAGCCUCUCCCUUAUAUUCG
Punctularia strigosozonata HHB-11173 SS5 is the source of this 1081-nucleotide messenger RNA. RefSeq names its product terpenoid synthase. The record is from RefSeq and is a predicted model, not a curated record. The coding region runs from base 1 to 984 and encodes 327 amino acids. NCBI's taxonomy places the organism in Eukaryota, Fungi, Basidiomycota, Agaricomycetes, Corticiales, Punctulariaceae. The transcript has 4 exons.